Messenger RNA from Penicillium angulare, 2778 nucleotides. RefSeq lists its product as uncharacterized. The record is from RefSeq and is a predicted model, not a curated record. Lineage: Eukaryota; Fungi; Ascomycota; Eurotiomycetes; Eurotiales; Aspergillaceae. The transcript has 2 exons. The coding region runs from base 1 to 2778 and encodes 925 amino acids.
AUGGACUUGCAAUCCCCAUCUAUCUUGGCGCAAUUGCCGCGCCCGCUUCAUGCCUCCACUGGCAAAACUCGUAUCGGCGAUGUCUACAGUCUGGCCGAUGCCAAAAAGCGCAAACGCUAUGAAGUUGGCGUUGCUGUGGAUGGUGAAGCUAUUAACAUCUACAAUGUACAAACACCCAAACUUGUCACCUCGUACGCCGUUCCGCCGCAGUCAAUUUUCUCUUGUCGCCCUUGUUCCGUCCGUCGAAAGAUAUCCAAGAAGUCUUUAGUAAAGAGACAGACAUAUGUCGCAGCAACGAAGCCUGAACAACAGCUCAAAUGCUUUGUUGAGGAGAUCAGCAAUGGUUCUAGUGCACCGGCAAUCUCUUCCUCAACAACUACUAUCACCGACUCGCGCAGUCCAACGGCAUUCAUUGGCAUUCUUCCUACAGGCCAUGACGACGAAGAUGAGAAAGACUCCUUUGAUGUUGUUACAGUUCAUGGAGACGGUCGUAUUCGCAGAUUAUCGGCUGAUUUGAAAACGCAACGGUGGAGUAUCCAGCACAGCGAAAUUUCGAAGACUUCUUCAACUCACACUGUCCAAACGUGCUUUUUGAUCGAUAUCGAGGAUGCACGAAAGGCAUUGUUCAAGAGGCGCCAGGAUCUGGCUGCACUUGCGCUAGGAGACCAAAUGACUGAUGCAGCGACUGAGCCAUCUAUCUUACUCAUGAUUUCGCACCCCAAGGAUGCCGUUUCUUUUGCACUUGAAGAUGUGAACAUUCAAGUUUUCUCGGUGCCUACUAGCUCUGGAGCGCAGGAGGAGAGCCAACGCCUUCAUCACCUUCAAACCAUUCGAGUACCAGGACCAAGUGGAUUCAACAAAAUCAACAGCAACGGCCUGCAAUGGAACUUUCACCCUGGAUCGGCUGGCUUACAACUUUCUUUCGACAAGGGGUUCUUCAGCAUCGAUAUGUCGCAAUAUGCACCAUCUGUCACCUCGCAAUUCACUCUAGAUGGUAACUUUUCUUCUGUGAUGCGUGUCUCUCCUCAGUGCAUCAUUGGUGCCACCGACUCGUUGGUCGCGGUAUACGAUACUCAGUACCAGUCCGUGCAAAGAAGCAUCGCUUUGAGAGAAAUCCUACCAACUACAGACUCGGGUGCGCCAAUUUCAUUUAUAAGUUACUUCGCAAAGCUUGGAAUCGCUGUGGGAACGAAAGGAAAUGCGCUUAUCGCUUUUGAUUUAACAUCUCUGCAUAGCCAUUCCGGGCCUUCUCUCAAGCGUUCACGCGAUGGUCUUCUUAUCGAUGCCAUUGGGCGUGGUAUCGGUGCAUCGGCCGGUCAGUGGGAUGUGGCAUCCAAGAAACACCGCUCCGACAGCAUGAUCGCAUCACACCUCAAUUCUCCAGAGAAAAUCGAGAAAUGGAACAAAUUGACAGAAACGAUCAGCCUAGCCAUGGAAUCUAAGGAUGCUGAUGCUUUCGACCGAGCUGUGCAGACUUACUUCUGUCCUCUUGAUUCCCCAACAACCCUGCCUACUCCAGGAGAAUAUGUUGACCCGGAAACAACUCUGUUCCUGCUCUCUAAAAUUUUCAUUGCCGAGAAUUCAGAAUCAAAAACAGAUAUGACAGCGUCUUCGUCGUUCCAUCUGCGCAUUGCUCUCUGGCCUCGCAUUACUUGUGCUUGGUUGAUUAACCUUGGUCACCUGUCUCCUGAUAAUGUCGAAAUUGCGCUCCGACGAGCUUCAAAGCCCCAUAUUAUCCAACCGCUGCCAACCGGAACCUUCACCCAGGCCCUUAUAGAUUCCGACCCAUCGAUGAAACGUGUUAACCACGUGCUUGGUGGUUCUUCAGCUUUUACUGUCAACGAGCUGUCAUACGCCUUGAAAUACUUCCUUGCCCAGGCGCGUGACCGUUCCGGUGCACUUGAAGAGACUGCCCGAGCAAUCACCAAUGGUGAUAUCGCUACCCCUACUGAAGAACUCUCCCGUCACUUGGGGAGCGAAACAGCUACUGUAAAGGCAAUCUUCAAGGGGUUGAACACUUCGCUCCACAAAAUCCACCUCCACCCUCUUUCAUCUGUCACAAAAUCUCUUCGAUCUAAUUUAGCGCGCCAGGAGCUCAUCUCCAUGAUUCACCACCUCCGCCUUUCUCUUGCUACUGGUGGUUACAUGUCUCGAUUCUCCGAAAACCCCCCUACCCCUAUUACAAUUGACAUGGUUACACCUUCCCUCUCUCUCAAGACAAUCACCGAUCUGCUUACUUCCGCUGUUGAUGCUGUUGGUCCUUCUGGCUGGAUCUCUGCUCUUCCAAAUGUAAAUGAUCUUGAUGAUGAGACCGCCUCCACCAUUGCUGCGGCCACCCGGGAAAUGGAUCUAAUUGCCGAUAUGCGUGCUGAGGUUUCUGCCACCUUGGGAGGUAUCGAAGAGGCAACCUAUCUGAAGGGAAUUCUUCGUGAGUACCUGCGCUUCGCCGACCAAGUUGUGGCCUCAAACACAGCCGGCAAUGUAGUUGCCAAGGUUGAAGAGGAGCCAGUCGAUAAGCCAUCCCAUCUUAUACGUCAUGAGAAGCUCAAUGGCGCUGAUUUGUUGGUUUAUUCCCGCCCCGGCGAAGGCGAGGAUGGUGUUGAUGCUGAGGCCAGCGGCAAAAUGCUGCCAUUGUCAAUGAAGGCUGCCUCCACAGAUGUGACUCGCACCAAGGUGAAGAAGUCAACGGGAGAGGCGAAGGUUCGCAGCGAUCGUGAGAUUAGCUACCUGCGUCGUAAGGAGGCUGGAAAAUACUCCUUUGAAAAAUUGCUGAUUUAA